Trichoderma aggressivum f. europaeum is the source of this 897-nucleotide messenger RNA. RefSeq lists its product as uncharacterized. Lineage: Eukaryota; Fungi; Ascomycota; Sordariomycetes; Hypocreales; Hypocreaceae. The coding region runs from base 1 to 897 and encodes 298 amino acids. The transcript has a single exon. The record is from RefSeq and is a predicted model, not a curated record.
AUGGGGGGUUUUGUCUUACGAGGAGCAUUCGAAUUAAGCGGAGAAGCCAAGUAUCACAAUCCAUAUCAUCUCACCUCCGAAGGGAUCCUUACACUCCUAAAUAAAGAGCACAUCGACCAGCUGCCUGAUAUAUCAGAAGCAGAAAUUAAAGAUAAGUCUAAAGGCGAUAUGUUUGUUAAGGCGAUCGCAGUUGGGCAGAUUGUGUGGUCCAUCAUCCAGAUUAUCGGACGGGGCAUCAAAAGGCUCCCUGUUUCGCCGCUCGAGGUCGCCGUCGUGGCCUUUGCUGUCUGCGCAGUCAUCACACACGGCCUUUAUUGGUACAAGCCGCAGCGCGUUGGUACUACCACAACCAUUCAUCUAAAAGAAACCAGUCUGACAGAGGAUGGAGCCAUACCGAAGGCAGUGCUCGAGGCACUCAACGACGCACAGCAGGUUAAACGGCUUUUUGGAAGCAUUUUUUCCGAUGCUCCUCUACCCGGUUCACCCAUCAGCCUCGACACCAACGUCGACGCAGACGGUUCGGAAAUGUUAGCUGCGAUGGGAGGUGCGACAGUGUUUGGUGCUAUACACGUUGUGGCGUGGAACUUUGCUUUCCCAUCAAGGAUUGAGUUGAUCUUUUGGAGAUGCACAAGCAUCUUUACGACUGCAGCCUCCCUUGGCUUUAUACUUUUGGGCGUACCGGACUCGAUUAUGGACACAAUCGACAAAUCUAAGCACCCAUUACGCCAACUCAGGAAGGUUUCACAGUCCCUGCUUCCUCUUGGUAGUGGACUUAUUAUACCGCUAUACAUCGUUGCGAGGCUAUUUAUUAUUGUGGAGAUGUUUCGGACGCUUUGCUUUCUCCCUCCUGGGUCAUAUAUUUCUACUUGGACAUCCAACAUCCCGCAUGUUGGGUAG